Messenger RNA from Girardinichthys multiradiatus, 1529 nucleotides. Its product is annotated as keratin, type I cytoskeletal 18-like. Gene Ontology annotation, cellular component: keratin filament. The transcript has 7 exons. Lineage: Eukaryota; Metazoa; Chordata; Actinopteri; Cyprinodontiformes; Goodeidae. Gene Ontology annotation, biological process: intermediate filament cytoskeleton organization. The record is from RefSeq and is a predicted model, not a curated record. Bases 77 to 1339 code for a protein of 420 amino acids. Gene Ontology annotation, molecular function: structural molecule activity.
UCGUCACUUUCUAAGUCAGCCAGCAAUCAGUCUCAUCUCUGAUUUCUCUUUGUACUUCUUUUUGCAAUUCUUCAAAAUGAGCUUCAGAACCUCCAGCAUCCAGCAGAUCCCUUCCACCCGGAUGUCCUACACCCGCUCUGCUCCUCAGUACCAAGCUAACAGCAUUUACGGGGGUGCUGGUGGACAGGGUGCCCGAAUCUCCUCCGCCUCUGCAUCCUCCCUGCGCUCUGGGAUUCCCAUCUCAUCUUCCUCCAGCAGCUUCAAGCUCAGCAGCAUGAUGGGUGGCGGAGCCAGCGGAGCCGGCGGAGCCUUCGGUGGGGCUGGUGCUGCUGCUGCAUCUGGUAGUAGUGCUGGCAUCUUAGGCAAUGAGAAAGGGGCAAUGCAGAACCUGAAUGACCGUCUUGCUAACUACCUGGAGACGGUAAGGAACCUGGAGCAGGCUAACAAGAACCUGGAGAUGAACAUCAGGGAGGCCCUGGAGAAGGGGGGUCAGGAUGUCAGAGAUUACAGCAAGUAUGAACCAUUCAUAGAAGACCUACGCAAUCAGAUCUUUGACCAAGUAGCAGAGAACGCUCGAUUUGUGCUCCAGAUUGACAACGCCCGUCUUGCUGCAGAUGACUUCAAAGUGAAGUUUGAGAAUGAGAUGGCAAUUCGGCAGUCUGUGGAGGGCGACAUUGCUGGCCUGAAAAAACUCAUCGACGAAACCAACAUGAGCAGGAUGAACAUCGAAAGCGACAUCGACGCUCUGAAGGAAGAGCUUCAUUUCCUGAAAAAGAACCAUGAAAAUGAGGUGAUGGAGCUGAGGAGUCAGAUCUCUCACUCCGGCGUGCAAGUGGACGUGGACGCUCCCAAAGGUCAGGACCUGUCCCAGAUUAUGGAAGACAUGAGAACCAACUAUGAGAAGAUCGCCAUGAAGAAUGCAGAGGACCUUAAACGCUGGCAUGAAAAUCAGAUUGCAGAUGUGCAGGUCCAGGUGUCACAGAACACAGAAGCACUUCAGGGGGCUCAGGGGGAGAAAAGUGAUUUAACCAGACAGAUACAGACCCUGGAAAUUGAACUCGCCUCUCAACAGAAUUUAAAAGCCUCUUUAGAAGACACUUUACGCAACACCGAGCUACGCUACAACAUGGAAACGGAAAAGAGUAACGGCAUCAUAAUCCGCCUGGAGGAAGAACUCACCAACUUGCGGGAAAACAUUCAGCACCAGACCCAGGAGUACGAGGCGCUGCUCAACAUGAAGAUGAAGCUAGAGGCCGAGAUCAGCACUUAUAAGAGUCUGCUGGAUGGUGAAGACUUUAAGCUUCAGGAUGCACUGGAGGAGCUGGGGGCCACAAGUUAAUUCAGUACAAAGAUCCAGAAGAACAAUGAAAACUUGCACCCACAAUCUACAGCAACAGGAAAAUGCAUCUUGCUGGUCAUCUUAGCUAAAGAAAGAAAUUCUAAAUACAGCCCCGCCACAACACACUCAUUGUUUUAGAGACACACGUUGCUGGUUCUGACAAAUAAAAUAAAUUGUUCCCAUCCUGCAA